Symbiodinium sp. CCMP2456 is the source of this 592-nucleotide messenger RNA. The record is from the annotation of a GenBank genome assembly. Lineage: Eukaryota; Dinophyceae; Suessiales; Symbiodiniaceae.
GCUUUUCAACAUUUUGUGGUCAGAUCCGAUUGAAGACGGGGCCAAAGCAGACCCGAACACUUUCGGUGUACAUCCAUCUCCCCGCGGCGGCAUUACCGCCCAAUUUGCAUGGAACAUCACGAAGACUUUCUGUGCCAGAAACGGCCUCGGACUCAUCAUCCGCAGCCACCAAUCAAAAAAGGGAAGCCGUGGUUUCGAUGUGAUGCAUAGCAGCAUGUUGAUGCGCGUCUUCUCGGCAAGAGACUAUGAGGGACAUGGCAACGACGGAGCCGUGCUACUCAUCACAAAGGGCAAGGCAUCCGAGACCAAGGGCAAGGCAUCCGAUGAGAAGUCCGGCAAUGCCGAAGGCAAUGCCGAGGAGCUGCUGAUUGUGAGGCCCCAGGUGCUCAGGUCCGUCAAGAAGCAGCGGGUAGAGGCGAAAAAGCAUGCCAACGAGGGCGACUCAAGCGAGGAGUCGCUAAGGCCCAUGGGUAAGACUGCAAGCAAUUCAAGCAAGGGCGACCAAGGACAUUCCUCGAGAAGCUCAAGCACACCAAAGGGAGGUUCGGCAAAACGCCCAACCACACCCCGAAAUCGUGCCCAGUCCUCAUAG